UUGUAAUAGCAUUACAUAUAAAAUUCUCUUUCAAUUACGACCGUCGAUUACACACUUCUAGAUCCGAGAACCGUACGAUCAUGGCCGUUGAUUCGGCUCUGCAGUCUCCGCUGAGUCCACCAGCUCGUGAGAAAGACGCGAAGGCUCUCCAGUUCAUAGAGCAAAUGUCUCGGAACACCGACCCGGUCCAGGAGACGGUCCUGAAGGAGAUACUGAGUCGUAACGCGGAGACCGAGUACCUGAAACGGUUCGACCUCGAUGGCUCGACCGACCGGACAACGUUCAAGUCCAAAGUCCCCGUGGUUACGUACGAGGAUCUGAAACCCGAGAUUCAACGUAUUGCCAAUGGAGAUCGGUCCCCGAUCUUGUCUUCUCACCCCAUUUCCGAGUUCUUAACAAGUUCUGGGACAUCUGCUGGCGAAAGGAAACUGAUGCCGACAAUUGACGAAGACUUGGACCGACGUCAGCUUUUGUAUAGUCUUCUCAUGCCCGUGAUGAACCUAUAUGUUCCGGGGUUAGACAAAGGGAAGGCUCUAUACUUCUUGUUCGUGAAGGCCGAGACCAAGACUCCCGGCGGGUUACCGGCACGUCCGGUGCUCACGAGUUACUACAAGAGCGACCACUUCAAGAAACGCCCGUACGACCCGUACAACAACUACACGAGCCCGAACGAGGCCAUCCUCUGUCCUGACUCGUCCCAGAGCAUGUACACUCAGAUGCUCUGCGGCCUCCUCAUGCGCCACGAGGUCCUCCGGCUCGGAGCCGUCUUCGCCUCCGGCCUCCUCCGAGCCAUCAGCUUCCUCCAGAACAACUGGCUUGAACUGGUCCGUGACAUCUCCACCGGAACCCUAAACCCUAAAAUCACCGAUCCCGCCAUUAGAGACUGCAUGGCCAAGAUCUUGACCAAACCCGACCAAGAACUUGCCGAUGUAAUCACCCGAGUUUGCUCGCAAGAGAGUUGGCAAGGCAUCAUCACAAAAAUCUGGCCCAACACGAAGUACCUCGACGUGAUCGUCACUGGAGCCAUGGCUCAAUACAUUCCGACGCUCGAGUUCUACAGCGGUGGCUUGCCGAUGGCCUGCACUAUGUACGCUUCAUCGGAAAGUUAUUUCGGUAUCAACCUUAAACCAAUGUGCAAACCCACCGAGGUUUCUUACACAAUCAUGCCGAACAUGGCUUACUUCGAGUUCAUUCCUUUCGAGCACGACGGCUCUACCGACCCGGCGGCGCUCGUGGAACUAGCCGAUGUCGAAGUCGGAAAAGAGUACGAGCUCGUGAUCACUACCUUCGCCGGCCUUUACCGUUACCGAGUCGGCGACAUUCUCCAGGUCACCGGUUUCCACAACUCAGCUCCGCAAUUCAAAUUCAUACGGAGGAAGAACGUUCUUCUCAGCAUAGAGUCGGAUAAAACAGACGAGGCCGAGCUUCAGAAAGCGGUGGAAAACGCCUCGGGGUUACUUGCCGGGUACGAAACCCGUGUGAUCGAGUACACAAGCUAUGCCGAGACGAAAACCAUACCUGGGCAUUACGUCAUCUACUGGGAACUGCUCGUCAAAGAUCAAAAGAAUGCGCCGGACGAUGAGAUGAUGGCUCGGUGCUGCUUGGAGAUGGAGGAGUCGCUGAACUCGGUGUACCGACAGAGCCGAGUGGCGGACAAGUCGAUCGGGCCGCUCGAGAUACGAGUGGUUAAGGCCGGCACGUUCGAGGAGCUAAUGGACUACGCCAUUUCGAGAGGCGCCUCGAUCAAUCAGUACAAGGUCCCGAGGUGUGUGAGCUUUACUCCUAUCAUGGAGCUGCUCGAUUCGAGGGUUGAAUCUUCACAUUUCAGCCCUGCUUUGCCUCACUGGUCCCCUGAACGACGUCGUUGAAGAGAAUCAUAUAUAUAUAUAUAUAUAUAUAUUGUUCUUUGUCUGUGUUUGUUAAUCACUUGUCUUUUUUUGUUUGGUUUUCUGAUGUUGUUUAGGGUUUGUGAAACCGUAAAAUAAAUCGUAAGUACGGAAUGUACGUUCCCGACC
This is a messenger RNA of Tarenaya hassleriana, 2015 nucleotides long. RefSeq names its product indole-3-acetic acid-amido synthetase GH3.3. Gene Ontology annotation, cellular component: cytoplasm. Gene Ontology annotation, molecular function: acid-amino acid ligase activity. NCBI's taxonomy places the organism in Eukaryota, Viridiplantae, Streptophyta, Magnoliopsida, Brassicales, Cleomaceae. The record is from RefSeq and is a predicted model, not a curated record. The transcript is spliced from 3 exons. Bases 81 to 1868 code for a protein of 595 amino acids.